Molecule: messenger RNA, 962 nt
Organism: Rana temporaria (common frog)
Lineage: Eukaryota; Metazoa; Chordata; Amphibia; Anura; Ranidae
Gene: JAGN1
Product: jagunal homolog 1
Exons: 3
Coding region: 129-686 (185 amino acids)
Biological process (GO): endoplasmic reticulum organization; granulocyte colony-stimulating factor signaling pathway; vesicle-mediated transport
Cellular component (GO): endoplasmic reticulum membrane
Source: RefSeq, a predicted model, not a curated record
CUUCCCAGCUGCUGACUAUCACUUCCGGGAGGAGCAAGAUGGCGCCGCCCAGAAACCGGAAGUGGUCAUGGUGCAGCGCUGAGUGAGCCAUUAUUCGGCUGUGAAAUUGAGAGGAGUUGGACUGAAUUAUGGCUUCCCGAGCGGGUCCUCGAGCCAGCGGCACAGAUGGAAGUGACUUCCAGCAUCGAGAGAGGGUGGCUAAUCAUUACCAGAUGAGCGUGUCUCUGAAGAAUGAAAUCAAGAAGCUGACCUACGCCCACAUCCUCAUCUGGGUCCUGCUAGCCGCUCAGAUCGCUGUGGCCCACCUGAAGCUGGUGCCGCACAGUUUGGUGGCCAUGCCGUACCAGUGGGAGUACCCGUACAUGCUCAGCAUCAUCCCAUCUCUAUUGGGCUUGUUCUCCUUUCCACGUAACAACAUCAGCUACCUGGUCAUCUCCAUGAUCAGCGCCGGGCUCUUCUCCAUCGCACCCCUCAUCUACGGCAGCAUGGAGAUGUUCCCCAUGGCCCAGCAGCUCUACCGACACGGCAAGGCCUACCGAUUCAUCUUCGGCUUCUCCGCCGUGUCUGUCUUAUACUUGGUGAUGGUGGCGACUGUGCAGGUUCACGGCUGGCAGAUUUAUUACAGCAAGAAGUUGCUGGACUCUUGGUUCACCAGCACUCAGCAGCAGGAGAAGAAGAAGAAAUAGCCAAUGAGGGUCUGCGGGAUUGAACAGUAGGGAGAGACCUGACUCUGCUGAGAUGCAUGAUGUCACUAGAACAUGACUGGUCCAAGCUAAAGGGGGGGGGACAUGCUACAAGGAGGCCUAGUAAAAAAUGACAUUCACGUCUGCCAAGCCUGCACAUAGCGGACACUCACAUCCAUGAAGGGAAUCAUCUGUGUUCGUGCCACCAUCUGUCUGUGAGCUUUCUGUGUCCUUUUAAAAGAAUGUACAUGAUGAAAUAAAAUAUCUUCUUGUAUGAAA